Mytilinidion resinicola is the source of this 564-nucleotide messenger RNA. RefSeq lists its product as uncharacterized. The transcript has a single exon. NCBI's taxonomy places the organism in Eukaryota, Fungi, Ascomycota, Dothideomycetes, Mytilinidiales, Mytilinidiaceae. Bases 238 to 423 code for a protein of 61 amino acids. The record is from RefSeq and is a predicted model, not a curated record.
CUCUCCUUCUCAAGCCUUCUUCCAUUUCCCAUCUCAACCGGUCGACCCUCAUGCGAGCAGUCACCGCCCGCUCAACAAAAUGGAAAAGCCAGCCACCAUGUACAUCGACAGUACAAACGAUUACCUCGUCAUCCGCAAUUCCUGGAAUCAAGACUCGUGCGAAGCAUCUGCAUAGCUAGCCUUUUACCAUCCGCCGUUCUCAUAUACUAUCCCCACGCCCACUCGUUGCGUCUGGAAAUGCCAAUUCAUAAAGCAUUCAACUCGUCGUCGAGCGUAACAUUGGCUUUGCCGGAACUAGCACCCGGCUACAUCCCUCCGCCGUUAGAAACAUCCUCGACAAUCAUCUCCUCGGCACCAACACUAGUCCCUGCACCUUCAUUCGGCAUGGUCGGCAUCGCGGCGGUGGAGGGGGAGGAGCUAUGAGAUAUGGGUCGAGCCGGGAAUUGGACUACCUUUUGACUACGCGGAUGGGUGAUAGCUAGGGCACUCCUUACGGUGGUGUCAAGAGACUAAUAGGGAGGCUUGAGCAGCCGUAUAUUCAUCUCACUAGGGUUAUUUCCUAGU